UAAUUGCUUGUGUGAAUGAAAGACCUUAUCUUUAAAGGAAUGUGUUAAAACGUACACAAACUACCUGAGUGUGUGUUUGCGGAGCAAUAACGAAUUGCUUGAAUGCCAAUGCCUGAAUAUUUAACAAGAGGAUUUCAAACUCGAACAGGUCAAAUUAGGAUUAUAGAUCGAUAAGAAUAGCCCCGUGGACUGCAUUGAUGGCAAAUUACACGAAUGUACAUGUAAAGACUUUGGAACAAUUGAUAAAUUUCCGAUAAAAUGAAAUCCGUCACGGUACACCCGGAAGUUAUCUCCAUGACAGCGAACUCAACAUUCCAGUCAGAAACCUCGUUCACGAUAGAAAACAUAACAUCAGAAGAAAUCAAAUUCAAAGUUCGCUUCAGUAAUGACACGAACUUCUCUUCCAAACCUAUCAUCGGAAACAUUCCAGCGAAAUCCAAAGAAACUGUAAAAGUAUGUUAUGUCCCAAAGGAAAGAAUUCAAAUAAUGGAUCUUUGUAAAUUCCAGCUUCAUGUCAUUGGACUUUGUGGAUUAAAAGACAACGGCCCAAGUACAUUUGCAGAUGCGCCAGAAAAAGUUGAAAAAGGAACAUUUUCUAUAUCUUUCCCCCUUCCUUUGAUGGAUGAUGCCCUUUUCUGUACUCCUAAAUCAACUAUAGAAGUUGGUGCUCCUGAUAAUGACUAAUUCCACAGGAAAACAAUGUAACAUUUAAUUGAAAUUCAAUCAUUUCCACUUUGUUAAGUACCAUUGUAUUUUUGUAAAGUGCAUUUAUUUACUACCGUAAAGAUCUUUAUCGAUACUACA
This is a messenger RNA of Magallana angulata, 804 nucleotides long. RefSeq lists its product as uncharacterized. NCBI's taxonomy places the organism in Eukaryota, Metazoa, Mollusca, Bivalvia, Ostreida, Ostreidae. The record is from RefSeq and is a predicted model, not a curated record. The coding region runs from base 259 to 684 and encodes 141 amino acids. The transcript is spliced from 5 exons.